AUGGAUCCGUUUUCCCUUACUUCUCCUGGCCCUGUGAACAUAGACGUAGGGUCUUCUGAUGUUCCUAAACCGGUGGAAAGGAGAAAGUGGACAACACAAGAAGACUUAGUCCUCAUAAGUGCUUGGUUAAACACCAGCAAGGAUCCCAUAUGUAAGCAGAGGUGGGGAAGGCUCAAUGACCAGGUGUCUAAGUUUGUGGGAAGCUAUCAGACCGCUUUGAAGGAGCAAGCUAGUGGCCAAAAUGAGAACGAUGUCAUGAAGUCUGCCCAUGACAUCUUCUUCAAUGACUACCACGGCAAGUUCACACUUGAACAUGCGUGGAGGGAGCUGCGGUUCGAUAAAAAAUGGAGGUCUAUCUCUUUACCAAGAGAUGGUGCAAAGGAGAAAAGGAAGGAAGCUGCAGAGACGGUGCCUGACUCGGAAGAGGUAAGGCCACAUGGUGUUAAGGCUUCCAAAGCAGCCAAACGCAAGAAGAAUGGGAAUGAAGCUGCAUAUGAUCGACUACAGAGCAUUCUAGACUUGAAACAGAACAUAUCCAAACAGAAACUACUAGAUCGUCUCCUCUCAAAAAAAGAAACUCUCACUGAAAGUGAGGUGUCUCUGAAGGACAAACUCGUAGCUGAGAUGCUUUGA
Molecule: messenger RNA, 633 nt
Organism: Brassica napus (rape)
Lineage: Eukaryota; Viridiplantae; Streptophyta; Magnoliopsida; Brassicales; Brassicaceae
Product: glutathione S-transferase T3-like
Exons: 2
Coding region: 1-633 (210 amino acids)
Source: RefSeq, a predicted model, not a curated record